Humulus lupulus (European hop) is the source of this 1108-nucleotide messenger RNA. RefSeq names its product chromatin remodeling protein SHL-like. Gene Ontology annotation, molecular function: chromatin binding. The transcript is spliced from 5 exons. Lineage: Eukaryota; Viridiplantae; Streptophyta; Magnoliopsida; Rosales; Cannabaceae. The coding region runs from base 127 to 777 and encodes 216 amino acids. The record is from RefSeq and is a predicted model, not a curated record.
AUCAGUUUUUUCAAAUUUUAUUUUAUUUUGAUUUUUAAUUUUUAAUAUUUUUUUUCAUCUGUGGUUCGUAGUGAUUUUUUUUGGUCGAAGAACAUGUCAUUGUAAAAAUCUUCAGAACUUGCUUCAAUGGCGAAAACCAAAGCUCCGAGACGAACCCUAGACACUUACACAGUCAAGCACAUCAAUCGCACCGUUAAAGCUGGGGAUUGCGUUCUCAUGCGGCCUUCUGAUACUGGAAAGCCUUCGUACGUGGCGAGAAUUGAGCGGAUCGAGGCGGACGGCCGUGGAACCAACGUGAAGGUUCAUGUUCGGUGGUAUUACCGACCUGAGGAAUCUCUCGGCGGCCGCCGUCAGUUCCAUGGCUCCAAAGAGGUAUUUCUCUCCGAUCACCAUGAUGUUCAGAGUGCGGAUACUAUUGAGGGGAAGUGUACGGUCCACAGCUUCAAGAGCUAUACUAAGCUAGACGCAGUGGGAAACGAAGACUUCUUCUGUCGUUUUGAGUAUAAUUCAGCCACUGGUGCUUUUAACCCAGACCGAGUUGCCGUGUAUUGCAAGUGUGAGAUGCCUUAUAAUCCCGAUGACUUAAUGGUUCAGUGCGAAGGCUGCAGUGACUGGUUUCAUCCUAAUUGUAUAGAAAUGACUCCGGAAGAAGCAAAGCGACUCGAUCACUUCUACUGUGAAAGCUGUUCUUCAGAGAGUCAAAAGAAGUUGCAGAAUUCACAUAAUGCUUCCAGAAUUUCAGAUACAAAGGUCGAUACAAAACGGCGUCGGAGGUGAUACGAAAUGUGACCAGGUGAUGUCGAAUGGCGCCGGUGGAAGUGGCGGUGGUUGUGCCUCGUUGUCUAAUUCCGUGGUGGGUAGAAUUAACGCGCCGCCGUAGUAUCAGAAAACCAUUAUGCGUGUUUCGCCUGAAAUGUGAAAUGUAGGUCUAGGUGGUUGUGGUGGUGGUGGAGGAUGUAUUUGCUUUCUCCUUAAUUAUAUUAUAUAUGUGUAUGAAUGUAAAUACUCGUAGAAGUUGUGAAUACUGAGUAGUCAAAAUACUUGUUAUAAUUAGUAAUAGAAACAGAGCUUUUCCACAAUGAUAUGAUGAGAACAAUUCCCUCUCUCA